GUUGUUGAGCUCUUUCGGCGGGUCUGUGUGAGAGUAGGGGUACGGACGCCAUGCUGCUUUCUGCCGUCUCUUUUGCCAAGAGCAAGUCAAAAACUAUUCUGGUAAAACUGGUGAGCCAAGCCGGGACAGGUUUCUCCUUCAACUACAAGAGAAGCCGACUCCGAGAGAAGCUGACCCUUCUGCACUAUGAUCCAAUAGUGAACAAAAAAGUUCUCUUUGUGGAACAGAAAAAAAUACGCUCCCUCUGAGUAGUGGAUUGGAAAUGAACUUGAUUCAUAAAUGAGAAGACCGAGGGUGAGGCACCGUUCUGAACUCUUCAGUGUGCAACGAAGAUGGGGAAACUGUGGCAUGGCCUCUGGGGAUCUGAAGGGACAAUGCAGAGAAAGAAAGUCCUUUAUAGAGAUCACAUAUUUAUCUCUGGAUGCUUUAUAGGCCCUAAUAAAAAAAUAUUGAAAUAGCCUGUA
Messenger RNA from Rattus norvegicus (Norway rat), 464 nucleotides. It is a transcript of the gene Mrpl33, whose product is annotated as mitochondrial ribosomal protein L33. The transcript is spliced from 4 exons. Gene Ontology annotation, cellular component: cytosolic ribosome; mitochondrion; ribosome. Gene Ontology annotation, molecular function: structural constituent of ribosome. Gene Ontology annotation, biological process: translation. The record is from RefSeq and is marked validated. The coding region runs from base 51 to 248 and encodes 65 amino acids. NCBI's taxonomy places the organism in Eukaryota, Metazoa, Chordata, Mammalia, Rodentia, Muridae.